CAGUUUUUUUUUUAACAGAUUUUAAAAUCUGGAAAAUCCAAAUUUUCAAUCUGAAAUCUGUUCACAUCAAAACAAAGCUGAAAUCAUCAACUUCUUCCCCGAUCCUGAAAUUUCUAUACCUAAAUCCUCUUCUCCCUUCCUUCUUGACAAUUGAUACAAAGAACGCAGGGUGGUGCACGGUUGUGCUGGUCGACGUGGUGGGGUUCGCCGUGAUUCCGAUAGUUGGAUAUUCAAGUCCCACCGUUGCAUUGGUGUUAUAAGCUCUAGUGGUAGCAGCCGCUUUCUUUGCAAAUUGUCAAUAUCGCAGCUGUUACUUGAGGAAGUAUAAUUGUAGAGACAGAUGGAUCACUAUGGUUCUUCUGGCGGAAGCUGGACCAUGAUCCCAACUCACAAUUCAAAUGUCCAAUCCCAAUCGAACCAGGACCCUAACGUCUUUCUUCAACAACAACAACAACAACAACAAUUUCUCCAGCCACAACCUUUUCAGCAAGCAUUACAACCUCAGUCUCCAUUUCAACAGCACCAGCACCUUUAUCAGCAGCAACAACAACAGCAACGUCUACUACAACAACAACAACAACAGCAGCAGCAGCAACAACAGAACCUUCACCAAUCACUGGCCUCUCACUACCAUCUCUUACAUUUGGUGGAGAAUUUGUCUGAGGUUAUUGAACAUGGAAACCCAGAUCAGCAAUCAGAUGCAUUGAUCAAUGAAUUGAGUAACCACUUUGAGAAGUGCCAACAGCUGUUAAACUCAAUCUCGGAGUCGAUUAGCACCAAGGCUAUGACAGUUGAAGGACAGAAGAAGAAGCUAGAGGAAAGUGAGCAAUUGCUAAAUCAGAGAAGAGACUUGAUUGCCAAUUACAGAAAAUCUGUGGAGGAGCUUGUUAGGUCUGAGCCAUAGAGAGUGUUAUCCAUUCAGAUAGAUGUAGAUGUGAGUGUUGUAAUUCUCCAUUCUCAUUCGGAUUAUUUAUGUUCAACCUUGGAGAUUUAAGCCUGUGCAUGAAUUUAUAAUUUAAUAGAUAUUCUGCAAGUUCCGUGUCAAGUUUUGGCCCAUGGAUGUCAAAGUUUGUAUCCAUGAAACAAGGUGAUUCUGACAAUUUGGAGCAAUGAGGAAUGUAAUGUUAAUGAUAUAUGAUACAAAAUCGGUUGCCUCCUAUUGGUGCCGUUUAUCUAUAAUGUUGAAUACAUAAUGUCAUUCAUUACACUGAGAAUAA
Molecule: messenger RNA, 1217 nt
Organism: Vigna angularis (adzuki bean)
Lineage: Eukaryota; Viridiplantae; Streptophyta; Magnoliopsida; Fabales; Fabaceae
Product: mediator of RNA polymerase II transcription subunit 9
Exons: 9
Coding region: 341-904 (187 amino acids)
Cellular component (GO): mediator complex
Source: RefSeq, a predicted model, not a curated record